Molecule: messenger RNA, 638 nt
Organism: Hordeum vulgare subsp. vulgare (domesticated barley)
Lineage: Eukaryota; Viridiplantae; Streptophyta; Magnoliopsida; Poales; Poaceae
Product: RING-H2 finger protein ATL56-like
Exons: 1
Coding region: 1-495 (164 amino acids)
Source: RefSeq, a predicted model, not a curated record
AUGACGACAUUGUUCGGGCAAGUGGACGGGGUGCCAGGCCUCAUAAUGGCGUGGUUUGGGAUCUUCCUGCUUACUAUGACCUUUCUGGGACCCAUAUUCAUAGGAAUUGCAGCUUGUCUCUGCCGCGGCGGGCAGCGAGCAGAAGAAGAGAACGCGCCCGUAGGACGAUUGGCCGCGCUGGUGGUGGCCAUUGAGCGGGCGCAGCAGAUGAGGACGGCGGCAGUGGCUCCGGCGCCGGCGCCGGCGCCGGAGGUGGAGCUGGGGUACUUCCCCUACUCGGGGGAGGGCAGGCGGGCGUCGGAGAGGCUGGUGUGCGCGAUCUGCCUGGAGGAGCUCCAGCGGGGACAGGCGUGCAGCGAGGUGCCGGCGUGCCGGCACGUGUUCCACCGGGACUGCAUCAACGUGUGGAUGAAGAGCAAGACAACCUGCCCGCUGUGCAGACGGAAUAUCGUGGCCGGGUCAGAACGAAUAUCGGUUGCUUUUGACAUGGUUUAGCUUAGCGCACAACGAGGUUUCUAGCGGUGCUUUUUUUCACACGAGCUCGCUAAACUUUAUUAGGCUAGUCAUACUGAAAGUAACUUAGACUGAUAACAUACAGAUGAUAUUACUAGUAAAUAUAUCCGUGCUAUGCAACGGUA